This is a messenger RNA of Klebsormidium nitens, 2456 nucleotides long. The record is from the annotation of a GenBank genome assembly. Lineage: Eukaryota; Viridiplantae; Streptophyta; Klebsormidiophyceae; Klebsormidiales; Klebsormidiaceae.
GCACGAAGGACGUACAUGUGAUUUUAGAAGAUUUCUAAGAAAUGCUGCACACUGAAAUCUUCCAUCUGUUCCAUUGCCAGUGGCAGAGUUCCCAAACUUCCAAAUGCUACUUAUGAGAGCACCACUAACGCGCAUGGCGAAGACGUUGGUCAGCUUUUGAAGGAACCUUUGCGUUCCGGACAGGCACCUCAGCGCCGCAAUGAAAGGCCCGACAAACCCCUUGAAACUAUCAAACAAGCAGCCAACAUUUGAGCACAAUGCUGCGAGGCGCUAGAGCAGUUUGGCGCCCGAGCUGUCAAACACCUCUGCUUCCUCCGUGUUGAGCUUCUGCCAGAAUUAUUCCUUGCGCGUUCAAAUGUACAGCUGGGUAUGAAUGAGGAUACUGAGGAGGCAAUGCACGUAGGUUGACAAUGUUGAGUACGGGCUCAUUGUGCUGCAGCAUCCAUAGAACGACCUCGGCACAGGGGCUUGUUGCUUCUUGGCAGCAAUGCAAUAAAGAGCAUGCAGCAAGCAGACACUUAGUGUCGAACAAAACACACAGAUGGGGUAAAAGUGAUGACUGGUGGCAGAGAGACGUGAAGGCCAAGCAGAAUGAGGCCCGUUUGCGUCAACCAUGGUGCGCUCGACCACUUGCCCAGGAGCGCAAAGGGGCACUUGCAAGAAGCGCGUUCCUUGGGGUCGCUCCCGUCAAGUCCUUCGCCAGACAUCCCAGUCUUGGGAGGCCCCGGAGAACCAAUAAGAGAUGCGCUGGGGGUGCGGCGACGGCAUCCGCAACAAUAGAUAGUUACAGAGCAGAGGAUUUCGAGAUUCUGCAGCCGGUGGGCCGGUUGACAGUUCAGGAGACAUGGACGAUGAGCCGGGAGGAGAUGUUGGCUUCGGAAGACGAGGACAGCGACGAAGAGGACGAGGAGGAUCUGAUCGUAAGCGCGCCUUCAUUCAUCAACGUGUAUGCAGCACGUUUUGCGACCGGCAAGCCGAUGGGGAUGAAGGACGAAAAGGUGUACCUGAAAGAGUAUACCCCUGCAGCCAGGGAACUGGCAAUGCGGGAAAUAAAAGUAUACGAACGGUUGCAAGACACGGGGCUUGGGAACGCCAUCGGAAUGACCGACACGGGGGAGCUACCGGUGCCAAAAUUAGUCGGGCGCUUUGUGGCGGGCGGCCUGGACGCCGCGUGGGGCCCCGACGGCGAGGACGACGAGUUCGACAUCCGGGGGGUGGUCGUGGAGGACCGCAGCGGGCGGCAAUACUACGUGGAGAUGGAGGAGCCGGACGAUAUGAGCAGCGACGAAGAUGACUCUGACAAUGACCACGACGAGGCAGUGCCCGAGCGGCCCAUGAACAUCGACCUAGCGAAGCUGGGCCGGCGGCGGGAGCUGGAGGGCUUCGGGAGCGUGAGCCAGGGGAGCAUGUUCCUGAGCGCAGACGGGAAGGUGACGGACACGUACGAGGAGGGCAACGUCAGCCUGGAGACGGCGGAGGAUGAAGGGGCCAGAUUGUGGCUGGUGUUUGAGUUCGAGGGGAUGUGCACUAUGGAGGAUUUUCCGGGCAUCGAGCAGCCCCCGAAUGUUGUGGACUUCUUCCGACGAGGGGCAGCCCAGGAACGACUCACGCGCUUCGUCAAGGCCGUAAUACGUGGCGCCGUUGAGGCCAUGGCGUUUUGCCACGUCAGAGGCGUGGUCCACAACGCCAUCGCCGGCUCCUGCUUCCUCCUAAGCACCUACGAAGCGAAAGACUGGGACAAAGUACGGGUGAAGCUCUCCAAUUUUGGGUUCGCCUCGGACCUCUCGAUGGGCAUCGAGAGUCUAGACAAGGAGAUUCAAGAAAUGUGCCGGUCGUUGGGGGCCGAUUCGCCCAUGGCCAUCGCAUCCAUGUGUCGUCAGCACGACAUCCGGAUGCUCGGGCUUGCCAUUGCGGAGUUCGUAUUCAGCACUCUAGGCAAGUCGGAAGUGCCGGCAAACGCCGCCUCUAUUCAAAGGCUAUGGGACGGCGUAUACGAGCUCAAUAUCGAAGCGAUUAGAAACUAUUACUUGGAGGAUGAGGACUUCAAGGACGUGGUUGACUUUUUAGACGUGGGGGAAAAAGCGGGGUGGGAGUUGUUGGAAUUGUUGCUCAGUUGGACAGGAACCGAGGCUGAUAGGGUCUUGUCCGAAGCGAGGUUCUUCAACCCCCCUGGAGGAUGGAAGCUUCGGUAGCAUAUUGAAGUCUUUGCGUAGCUGCCUUUAACACUCGAAAAAUCCAUCAAGGUCCUCGAGGACCCGGAAUAUUGCGUUGCUUGCGUUGAGCAUUGAGUCGAUCGAUAGAUCUCCCUUGUUCCGAUAUUGCUCUUCAUCUUUCUCGUCAACCAGAUAUGGACUAUUGGACAAUGCAAGCAGGUCCGACACUGCUAAUCUUCACUUCGCUCGGCUAACCGGCCUUAUACGUUCCAGAAAAUCGCGUUCGAUCGAUUCGAGUCCAAC